This is a messenger RNA of Betta splendens (Siamese fighting fish), 2681 nucleotides long. RefSeq names its product dynamin 1-like (gene dnm1l). Gene Ontology annotation, cellular component: mitochondrion; cytoplasm; microtubule. The coding region runs from base 126 to 2315 and encodes 729 amino acids. The transcript is spliced from 20 exons. Gene Ontology annotation, molecular function: GTP binding; microtubule binding; GTPase activity. Lineage: Eukaryota; Metazoa; Chordata; Actinopteri; Anabantiformes; Osphronemidae. Gene Ontology annotation, biological process: mitochondrial fragmentation involved in apoptotic process; mitochondrial fission. The record is from RefSeq and is a predicted model, not a curated record.
UUGUUGGCAGAUCUGAAUAGUAACCAGUAGCUUAGCCGAGGGACAUUGAAUGACUUUGUGCCCGUGUGCGGCAGGGUAAAGAAAGUUGUCCAGCGUCUGACAGGUUGGGAUUAGAACCGGAGCUAAUGGAGGCGCUCAUACCUGUCAUCAAUAAACUGCAAGAUGUAUUUAAUACAGUUGGCGCGGACAUAAUUCAGCUGCCGCAGAUUGUUGUUGUGGGAACGCAGAGCAGUGGAAAGAGUUCUGUUUUGGAGAGCCUGGUUGGCAGAGACAUCCUACCACGUGGCACUGGCAUCGUCACGCGCCGUCCCCUCAUCCUGCAGCUAGUUCACAUUGAUGCAGAUGACCGUAGGAAAACCAGCGAAGAGAAUGAAUCCAAGAAAAAUGGACGCCUUUACAGAGGCAUUGAUGGGGAGGAAUGGGGAAAAUUCCUGCACACUAAGACUAAGAUCUACACAGACUUUGAGGAGAUCAGGCAAGAAAUUGAAGCAGAAACUGAAAGACUCUCUGGCAAUAACAAGGGCAUUAGUGAUGAACCCAUUCACCUGAAAAUCUUCUCACCACACGUUGUGAACCUAACACUGGUGGAUCUUCCAGGCAUUACAAAGGUACCUGUGGGAGACCAGCCCAGAGACAUAGAGAUCCAGAUCAGAGAGCUAAUCGUGAAGUACAUUACAAACCCCAACUCUAUCAUCCUGGCUGUGACUGCUGCCAACACAGACAUGGCAACAUCUGAGUCCCUUAAAGUGGCCCGUGACGUUGAUCCUGAUGGUCGAAGGACAUUGGCAGUGGUGACAAAGCUGGAUCUGAUGGAUGCUGGUACAGAUGCCAUGGAUGUAUUAAUGGGGAGAGUCAUUCCUGUGAAACUUGGCAUCAUUGGAGUAGUCAACAGGAGUCAGCUUGAUAUCAACCAGAAGAAAGCUGUGGCAGAUUCUAUUCGUGAUGAACAUGCUUUCCUACAAAAGAAGUACCCCUCCCUCGCUAACAGGAAUGGAACUAAGUACUUGGCUAGAACACUGAACAGAUUAUUAAUGCACCAUAUCAGAGACUGCCUUCCUGAGCUAAAGACGAGGAUCAAUGUGCUCGCAGCACAGUACCAGUCCUUACUCGGUAGUUAUGGAGAGCCCGUUGAAGACAAGAGCGCCACGCUGCUCCAGCUCAUCACCAAGUUUGCUGCAGAGUACUGCAACACCAUAGAGGGCACGGCCAAGUAUAUAGAAACAGCGGAACUAUGUGGCGGAGCACGAAUCUGUUAUAUAUUCCAUGAGACGUUUGGUCGCACAUUAGAGUCAGUCGACCCUUUGGGGGGCUUGACGACCAUUGAUGUGCUCACAGCAAUCAGAAAUGCAACGGGCCCGAGGCCGGCUUUAUUCGUGCCUGAGGUCUCCUUUGAGUUGCUGGUGAAGCGGCAGGUUAAGCGCCUGGAGGAGCCCAGUCUGCGCUGCGUGGAGCUGGUUCAUGAGGAGAUGCAGAGGAUCAUCCAACACUGCAGCAACUACAGCACACAGGAGCUGCUGAGGUUCCCAAAACUCCAUGAUGCCAUAGUAGAAGUGGUGACCUCAUUACUGAGAAAGAGACUCCCUGUCACCAAUGACAUGGUACAUAACCUGGUGGCCAUCGAGUUGGCUUAUAUCAACACAAAGCACCCUGACUUUGCUGAUGCCUGCGGCCUCAUGAACAGUAAUAUAGAAGAGCAGAGACGCAGAAUGAGAGAGCUGCCCUCUUCCGUCCCCAGAGACAAGUCCCUAAAAGGCCCAGGUGGGCAGUCUCUGUCUCCCACUGAUCCUUCUGCCCUUGAGGGCGAGGUUGUCAAGGCUGCGGCCGGAGGCUCUCAGAGCGGCCCCGUAAAUGAGCAGAUGGAGAGCGGCAUGGGAAACUGGAGAGGCAUGUUAAAGAAAGGAGAGGAGGGAGCAUUUGGUGACAGGGCUGCCCCCCAGAAUCCGCCUGCAAGCCCACAGAAGGGUCACGCUGUCAACCUGCUAGAUGUGCCUGUUCCAGUGUCCAGGAAGUUGUCUGCUCGGGAGCAGAGGGACUGCGAGGUCAUAGAGAGGCUUAUCAAGUCCUACUUUCUUAUUGUACGGAAAAACAUCCAGGACAGCGUACCAAAGGCAGUGAUGCACUUCCUGGUGAACCACGUGAAGGACUGCCUGCAGAGUGAGCUGGUGGGUCAGCUCUACAAGACGGCCUUGCUGGACGACCUGCUGACGGAGUCUGAGGACAUGGCUCAGAGACGUAACGAGGCUGCUGACAUGCUCAAGGCAUUGCAGAAAGCCAGCCAAGUGAUAGCUGAGAUCAGAGAAACCCACCUGUGGUGAGGCCACAGCCUCUCUCCAGCAAACUGUCUUCAUCCUACGUGAACCUCUCACCCCUGCUGAGACUCCAGAACCUCAGACUGCAGAGACAAGCCCCCUGAAAUGCACUGGUGUGGAUAUGUGUAUAUGGAAACUCAGUUUUAAUGUACAGUCAGUUGUAGAUUUAAUGAAGGACACUACCUUCUGCUCUGUCUUCAUUCAGCAUCACACUCACGCUCCUAUUGUGGAUUAUUAUAUUUUUCUUGUAAUUAAGUAAUAAAAGUAUAUCGAUAAUGUUAUACAUCACCACUAUGUGGAAUCUCGCUGAGAAACAUGUGCUCUUAAUUGAAUUAAAGGUAGAAAUGAGAAACCCAUUCUCCAAUAAGUCAA